This is a messenger RNA of Oreochromis aureus, 4043 nucleotides long. RefSeq names its product multiple epidermal growth factor-like domains protein 11. The transcript has 24 exons. Bases 278 to 3274 code for a protein of 998 amino acids. The record is from RefSeq and is a predicted model, not a curated record. Gene Ontology annotation, molecular function: protein binding; scavenger receptor activity. NCBI's taxonomy places the organism in Eukaryota, Metazoa, Chordata, Actinopteri, Cichliformes, Cichlidae.
CUCGUGUUUAUGGACCGGCAUCGUUUGAAAAAGUCUGUUUUAAAAUGACGCAUCCCCGCUAAAGGAAAAACAGAAGCACUAGCUUUGGAUUUAACCGAGUUCACAGACAACUCUGGACAUCCUUGUGAUUUCAGUAGAGUCCUGCAUUCUGAGGUCCAUUCACCACCAUCCAAUAGUGGGUCGUUUUUUCCUGUAAUAGAAAUCUGUUUGACAGCAUUUCACCAUCCAUCACACCCAACCUUGUUCAAGAGGGAGGAAUCGAGGGAGGAGGAGGACGAUGGGUACCGAUGGAGUUUCUCCCCAAGCUCUCCUGUGGCUCAGCCUGAGCGGUUUGAGCUCCCUGGUGUCACCCCUAAACCCCGAUGAUCCCAAUGUGUGCAGCCACUGGGAGAGUUAUGCAGUGACUGUGCAGGAGUCUUAUGCCCAUCCAUUUGACCAGGUUUACUACACCCGAUGCACCGACAUCCUCAACUGGUUCAAAUGCACGAGACACAGGAUCAGCUACAAGACCGCCUAUAGGAGAGGUGUAAGGACCAUGUACAGACGACGCUCUCAGUGUUGCCCAGGCUUCUAUGAAAGUGGAGAACUGUGUGUUCCACUGUGCACAGAAGAGUGUGCCCAUGGACGAUGUGUCUCUCCUGAUACUUGCCAAUGUGAGCCAGGAUGGGGAGGACUGGACUGCUCCAGUGGCUGCGAGAGUGACUUUUGGGGUCCACACUGCAGUAACCGCUGUCAGUGCCGCAACGGUGCCAAAUGUAACCCAAUAACAGGAGCGUGUGUCUGCACUGACGGCUACCAGGGCUGGCGCUGUGAGGAGCCCUGUGACCCCAACUUCUAUGGCAAAGACUGCCUGCUGGAGUGCCAGUGCCUUAAUGGCGCUACCUGCCAUCACCAGACUGGCGAGUGCCUCUGUGCACCUGGAUACACUGGCGCCUUCUGUGAGGAACCUUGUCCUCCAGGUAAACAUGGCCCCCUGUGUGAGCAUCACUGUCCCUGUCAGAAUGGUGGAACAUGUCACCAUGUCACUGGGGAGUGUUCCUGUCCAGCUGGCUGGAUGGGUCCAGUGUGUGCCCAGCCAUGUCCAUUUGGAUCUUUUGGCAUUAAUUGCUCCCAGGAUUGCACGUGUCGUAACGGAGGGCUAUGUGACCAUAUCAGCGGUCAGUGCCAGUGCACAGCUGGCUACAUUGGAGAAAGAUGCCAGGAUGAAUGCCCAGUUGACACUUAUGGGCCACAGUGUGCUCACAAGUGUGACUGCCAGAACGGAGCCAAAUGCUACCACAUCAACGGUGCCUGCCUAUGUAAUGAAGGCUUCAAGGGGCCUAGCUGUCAGGAUCGUUUCUGUCCCACUGGCCUGUAUGGACUCAUCUGUGACAAAUACUGCCCCUGCAUACAUACAAACACACUCAGCUGUCACCCUCUGUCAGGAGAGUGCACCUGUGCUGCGGGAUGGACUGGGCUUUACUGUGACGAGACCUGCCCACCAGGUUACUACGGUGAGGGCUGCAGAGAGCUGUGUGUUUGUGCUAAUGGAGCCUACUGUGAUGGCAUCACUGGAACUUGUAUCUGUGCACCAGGAUACAUAGGUGACGACUGCUCUAUCAGCUGUCCUGCAGGCCUGUACGGGGUCAACUGCUCCUCAUCGUGCUCCUGCCAAAACGAGAUCUCCUGCUCCCACAUUGAUGGUUCCUGCAUCUGCAGAGAAGGUUGGCAGGGUGUAGACUGCUCCAUCCCUUGCUCCAGUGGAACUUGGGGACUGAGCUGCAAUCAGACAUGUCAGUGUGCCAAUGGGGCAUCUUGCAACCCCGUCAAUGGAACCUGUGCUUGCUCCCCGGGCUGGACGGAUGAAUACUGUGACGUACCGUGUCCUGAUGGAUUGUACGGCUUGGAUUGCAGAGAGAAAUGUGACUGUGUUAACUCCGAUGGCUGUGAUCCAGUAACAGGUUUCUGCCGCUGUCUUGCAGGUUGGACGGGUGUCCAUUGUGACAGUGUGUGCAAGGAGGGUCGCUGGGGACCCAACUGCUCCUACAGCUGCACCUGCGAGAACGGGGGCUCCUGUUCUCCAGAGGAUGGCACCUGUGUGUGCGCUCCGGGCUACCGGGGCACCAACUGCAGAAGAACAUGUUCUCCUGGCUUCUAUGGCCAUCGUUGCAGUCAGAUGUGUCCUCAGUGUGUCCACAGCGAUGGGGCAUGCCACCACAUCACCGGCCACUGCAAAUGUCUCGCUGGAUUUUUUGGCUCCCUCUGCAACGAAGUAUGUCCCAGCGGAAAGUUUGGUAAAGCCUGUGCUGAGACCUGCUUGUGCACUAAUAAUGGCACUUGUAACCCCAUCGAUGGCUCCUGUCAGUGUUACCCUGGAUGGACCGACCAAGACUGUUCUAAGCCAUGUCCUUGGGACUCAUGGGGCCUUGACUGCAUCCACACAUGUAACUGUCACAAUGGAGCUCAGUGCAGCGCUACAGAUGGAGAGUGUAUCUGCAGCCCUGGAUGGACAGGACUCUACUGUACUCAGCGCUGUCCUGCAGGUUUCUACGGGUCUCACUGUGCUGAGGUGUGUCGCUGUCAGAAUGGAGCAGACUGUGACCACAUCACGGGACAGUGCUCCUGCAGGACAGGCUUUAUAGGACACAGCUGUGAGCUCAAGUGUCCUGCAGGAACAUUUGGCUACGGCUGCCAGCAGCUGUGUGAGUGUAUGAACAAUGCCACCUGUGACUACGUGACUGGAACCUGCUACUGCAGCAUCGGAUUUAAAGGCAUCCGUUGUGACCAGGCGGCCUUAAUGAUGGAGGAGCUGAACCCCUACACCAAGAUCAGUCCAGCUCUGGCAUCGCAGCGGCAGUCGACGGGGGCUGUCCUGGGCAUCGUCUUCCUGCUGCUGAUGAUCAUGGCCAUGCUUGCUCUGGUGGUCUGGUUCCGUUAUCGACAAAGAGAGAAAGGCCACCGUGUGCCUAGUGUCACCUAUACACCUGCCCUGAACAUCAACUCCACUGACUACUCUCUCUCAGGGCUGCAGUGCACAGGCCUGCUCUCUUCUUCAGAGUCCUCUCCCAGUAGCAGCUCUUUAGGUGGCUGCUUCUCCAACCCCAGCUACCGCACCCUGGGGUCCUGCACCUAUGCCACACACUAUGCCAAGCCAGAUAAGAGGAGUUUCGCCAAGAUGAAGACAAAGAAGCAACACAGGAACAGCGCUCCAGAAUGGGGUGCCUACUGCAACCUCAGUGAGCUCGGUCAGUCUUUUCUACACCUUCAGCCUCGUUUUAUGACCCACUGUUCUUAGUCAGUUGCAUUCUGAUAUGUCUUCUUUGAAAUGUAUCCUCAUUUAUUUUUACUGAGUUUUUCCAACAAUAUCAUCACUCUGUUAAUGCUUGUGUGCACAGUAGUUGCUGGUUUUACUCGUGUUCAGAAUAUGAUUAUAAAGACAUUGAUUGCUAGAUGAUGUCAUCAGGAUGCUGUAGAAGCAAAUCUGAGUAAACUGAUUAAAGCCUGUUGGGUUUGUUUGUUUGUUUUGUUGCUCCAAACCAUCUAUAUAAUAUGAACCAAGUAUACAUUUAAGUAUCAUUUGCCAUGGAAGGUGAAAGUUCCCCAUGCCAUGUGCACAAAUGGACUCUACGUAAGAUCAUGGACAGUGACUUGUAAAUCUGUGCUGAUAAGCAGACAGACAUUCCCUUUGCUCUUUAUCUGAAAGGAUAUGGUGUCACUGAUUUCCAAGUAUUUAGGAUUUUUGAUUCAUCACACAGCCUCUAGUUAUCACUGCUAGGAUUUUUGGCAUUUGGAAGAAUUUUGUAUUUAUGAAUGUGUUGAUGUUCACCGCCAAUAAGUAUCAGAAGUAUUUCUGAGCAGUGAUUGAUGUUUUAAUGCAGUGCUUUCUAAACCAUCAAAGAUUAUGAUUAUUGAAUAUUCUUUUCUCUGCUGAAUAUUUCAGCAGAUUUUCUAAAACGUGUCAAUAUGUUAAACAGGUUUCAGAAUUUGAAAUAUCUUUGUACAAUUUCGUGUUUGUAUUGUUUAAACAUAGAAUUUGGUAAGAAUUCGUAGGUAGCCUGACAACU